Molecule: messenger RNA, 5138 nt
Organism: Spodoptera exigua (beet armyworm)
Lineage: Eukaryota; Metazoa; Arthropoda; Insecta; Lepidoptera; Noctuidae
Source: the annotation of a GenBank genome assembly
CAACAUUGUCCCUGACAAGCUGACAUGACAUGGCUAAGAGGACUUAUAUCCAGGCCAUAAACUCCAAAAAAAAAGCUGACAUGACAACCAGACUGACAAGAUAGGUGCAACUUGUAAUAUUGAAUUUGGUAAUGUGAUAAAAUGCGAAACUAUUUAUACUGCGACGUAGAAAUCAUAUAAAAUGUUAACGUGAAAAUAUGAUUACCCAGGACAAUCCCUUAUAUCGUUUAUGGGUAAUCUCCGAAAGAAAAAUAGUGUUAUGUUGAAGAGAAAGUGUCGUGAAAUCGGACAGUCGUCGCCUUCAAUGAUGUGGAAGAGGUCGAUUGUGCAAGCGACGACUGGGUGCGCGCGCGCCACCGCGGCCCUGGCCAUGCUGCUCGCUGUAUUCGCGAGUACUUGGCGGGGUGCGGCAUGUGCAGACCUGGUGAUUGAGAUCCCUGGCUCAGUGAGCGGGGAUUCGGAGGCAGACGGCGGCCACUACCGGCUGGAUUACCGGCCGCCGCAUGGUACCCCCCCGCCUAACUUCACGGUGCCGGCACGUGCCAACACUAUCAACUUCCAGGGCCUGCCGGGCACCAAGUACCACUUCAUGCUCUACUACUCCAAUGCUACAUUCGCAGACCUCUUGACAUGGAACCAAACUAUCAUUACUGCGCCGGAGCCGCCUACAAAUUUGACGGUGACGUUGGGCCGCAACAAACAAGCAUACAUAUCCUGGUCGCCCCCAGCGCACGGUGACUACACCGGAUUCAGGUUCAAGGUGAUCCCGCUGACGGAGCGCGCGGAGGGCGGCGCGCGCAACAUCACGGUGGAGGGCGCGGCCGCCUGGAACCACACGCUGCGCGACCUGUCGCCCGGCGCCACCUACCAGCUGCACGCCUUCACGCUGCUGCACGACAAGGAGAGCGCCGCCUACGCCUCGCGCAACUUCACCACCAAGCCGAACACGCCGGGCAAGUUCAUCGUGUGGUUCCGCAACGAGACCACGCUGCUGGUGCUGUGGCAGCCCCCCUACCCGCCCGGCGCCUACACGCACUACAAGGUGUCCAUCGUGCCGCCCGACGCGCGCGACUCGGAGCUGUACGUGGAGAAGGAGGGCGAGCCGCCGGGCCCGGCACAGGCCGCCUUCAAGGGGCUGGUGCCGGGCCGCGCCUACAACAUCUCCGUGCAGACCGUGUCGGAGCCCGAGAUCUCGGCGCCCACCACCGCGCAGUACCGCACCGUGCCGCUGCGCCCGCGCAACGUCACCGUGCCGCUCGCGGACCUCAAGGAGACCUCCUUCAAGGUCACGUGGCUGCCGCCGCUCGAGGAGAGUGAGUUCGAGAAGUACCAGGUGUCGGUGAGCGGGAGCGGCGGGGGCGGGCGGCGCCUGGCGCCCGUGGUGCGCGCGCGCAACGACACGCCCAGCUGCUCCUUCGAGGGGCUGGAGCCCGGCGCGCCCUACACCGUCACCGUCAAGACCAUGUCGGGCAAGGUGACGUCCUGGCCCGCCGCCACGGACCUGACGCUCAAGCCGCUGCCGGUGCGCGACCUGGCGUGGCGCUACGCCGCCGACGGCGCCGUGGACCUGUGGUGGACGCCGGCGCCCGCCAGCACGCAGGACGAGUACAAGGUGUCGUACCACGAGGCGGGCCCGUCCCGCGACGACAGCAACACGCUGAGCACGGCGGAGCCGCGCGUGACGCUGCGCGCGCUGCUGGCGGGGCGCAACUACAGCGUGUGGGUGGCCGCCGUGUCGCGCGGCGUGCCCGCCGAGCCGCGCGCCGCCGCGCUGGCCACGCGCCCGCUGGCGCCCGUGCUGCUGGCCGCGCGCGCCAGCGACUCCGACCUGCGCCUGUCCUGGCGCUCCGACGUCAACUCGCGCCAGGACGGCUACGAGCUCGCCUACCGCCGCGCGCCCGAGCCCGCCGACGACGCGCCCGACGCCGACGCGCCCUACCGCAAGCUGGAGACGAAGGAGACGAGCGCGACGCUGGCGGAGCUGUUCCCGGGCGCGGUGUACGAGAUCCAGCUGGCGGCCGUGUCGCACGGGCUGCGCAGCGAGCGGCUGACGCUGCGGCGCGGCGUGCGGCCCCGUCCGCCGCAGUGGCUGCGCCUGGCGCGCGCCACGUCCAACAGCGUGCUGGUGAGCUGGGCCGGCCCGCCGCGCCGCGCCUCCGCGCUGGGCGGCUUCGUGCUGCGCUACCGCACGCGCGCCGAGCCGCGCUGGACCGCGCUGCCGGCGCUGCCGCCGAGCGCCGAGCGCGCCGAGAUCCCCAACAUGACGCACGGCGAGCACUACCUGAUCGAGCUGGACACGCUGGGCGAGCCCGCCGACGGCGACGCGCUCGAGAGCGACCAUCCGCUGCGCGAGGAGCACACCGUCCGGCCCAACCCGGUGAGCAACGUGGAGCAGCUGGUGGACACGCGCAACAUGACGCUGGAGUGGCCGCAGCCGGGCGGGCGCGUGGAGUGGUACUCGCUGCAGUGGCGCGCGCUGGGGGGCGGGGGGGGCGGCGCGCGCAACCUCAGCGCGCCCGCCGGGCCGCGCGCGCGCGCCGCGCUGGCUGGCCUGCAGCCCGGCCGCGCCUACUCCGUCGCCGUCGCCGCGCACUCCUACAACCUCAGCUCCGACGUCUUCACCAUGGACACGCGCACGCGUCCGCUCAUCCAGUCCGAGAUGACCAUCGUCAACGAGCCCGGCACCGACGACGACAACGACACCGCCUCCACCACUCUCAAAGUGAUCUACACGCGCACGCCGAGCUCCGCGUCGCUGUUCGACUCGUACCGGUUCCAGCUGGAGGGCGCCGGCUCCCAGCCGCGCUGGACCACGCGCGCCGCCGACGCCGAGGGGCAGGCCGUGGAGUUCUCGGGGCUCGUGCCGGGCCGGCUCUACAACGUCACCAUGUGGACCGUCUCGCACAACGUCACCUCGCACCCCGUGCAGCGCCAGGCGCGACUCUUUCCCCGGCCCAUAACGCAGCUCAACGCGACCGAGGUCGGCGCUCAUGAGAUUACGCUGGCGUGGGACAAGCCGGUGGGCGACUACACCGACUUCGAGGUGCAGUACCUGACCGACGUGGACCAGCUGCAGACGCUGACCACGGAUGAGCUCGGCAUCACGGUGCGGGCCCUGCGCGCGCACCGCGUGUACACGUUCACCGUGGUGGUGGUGGCCGGCCGCGGCGGGGCGCUGCGCCUCACGUCGCGCGCGCGCUCCGCCGACGUGCGCACGCGCGAGGCGCCGCCCCCCGCGCCGCGCGACUUCCGCGUCACGCGCGCCGAGCCCGCCGAGCUGCACCUGGCCUGGGACCUGCCGCCGCGCGACGCCAACGGCGACCUGCGCCGCUUCCUGCUGGAGUACGCGCCGCAGGCGGACCCCGACAGGGUCACCACCAUCGAGUUCCCGGCCGACGCGCGCGCGGGCGUGGUGUCGGGGCUGGUGCCGGGCGCGGCGUACGUGCUGCGCGUGCGCGGCGAGACGGGCGCGGGCGCGGGCGCGGCGGCCAGCCUGCGCGAGCUCAUGCGCAUCGGCGCGCCGCCGCGCCCGCCCGCCGCCGCCACGCCGCGCGAGCUGCGCCGCUCGUCCUCCACGGUGGCCGUGCGCUUCCGCGCCGACUACUUCUCGCCCGCCAACGGCAACGUGACGGCGUACACGCUGGUGCUGGCCGAGGAGCCGCGCAACGACACGCCGGCGCGCCUGCCGUCGUGGCGCGACGUGCACGCGCUGCCCUCGUGGCCCCCCUACCAGGUCACGGAGCCCUACUACCCCUUCCACUCGUCGGCCGUCGAGGAGUUCACCAUCGGCUCGGAGCGCUGCGACGCGGGCGGCCGCGCCUACUGCAACGGCCCGCUGAAGCCCGGCACCAAGUACUACGUCAAGCUGCGCGCCUUCACCGCGCCCGACAAGUUCACCGACACCGGCUACGCCGUCGUCUACACGGAGGUGGACAACACGGCGUGGAUCGUGGGCGGCUGCGUGGCGGGCGCGGCGCUGGCGGGCGGCGCCGGCCUGCUGCUGGCGCUGCGCAGGCGCCGCGCGCGCGCCGCCGUCGCCGCGCCCGCCGCCGCCGCGCUGCGCACCUCGCGCCCCGUGCGCGUCGCCGACUUCAUCGACCACUACCGCCUCAUGUCCGCCGACUCCGACUUCAGGUUCAGCGAGGAGUUCGAGGAGCUGAAGCACGUGGGGCGCGAGCAGCCGUGCACGGCGGCCGACCUGCCCGUGAACCGCCCCAAGAACCGGUUCACCAACAUCUUGCCCUACGACCACUCGCGGUACAAGCUGCAGCCCGUGGACGACGAGGAGGGCUCCGACUACAUCAACGCCAACUACGUGCCCGGUCAUAACUCGCCACGCGAGUUCAUCGUCACACAGGGCCCGCUGCACUGCACGCGCGACGACUUCUGGCGCAUGUGCUGGGAGUCGGGGUCGCGCGCCAUCGUGAUGCUGACGCGCUGCGUGGAGAAGGGGCGCGAGAAGUGCGACCGCUACUGGCCGUACGACACGCGGCCCGUGUACUACGGGGACAUUGCGGUGACGGCGCUGAACGAGUCGCGCUACCCCGACUGGACCGUGACGGAGCUGAUGCUGUGCCGCGGCGCCGAGCAGCGCGUGCUGAAGCACUUCCACUUCACGACGUGGCCCGACUUCGGCGUGCCCGACCCCCCCACCACGCUGGCGCGCUUCGUGCGCGCCUUCCGCGAGCGCUGCCCGGCCGACGCGCGCCCCGUCGUCGUGCACUGCAGCGCCGGCGUGGGCCGCUCGGGGACCUUCAUCACGCUCGACACGGCGCUGCAGCAGCUCGCGGCGCACGCCGACUGCAUCGACGUCUUCGGCAUGGUGCACGCCAUGCGCCGCGAGCGCGUCUGGAUGGUGCAGACGGAGCAGCAGUACAUCUGCAUCCACCAGUGCCUCGUGGCCGUGCUGGAGGGCCAGGACCUGGCCGCGCCGCCCCGCGACCACAACCACCACCUCAACGCGGCCUUCGAAGGUAACGUCCCUGCGCCGCACCCACGCCGCCUGCUAUUUCAUCCACCAUUGCUAACUACUCUACACACAUACAGACCUCGUUUUAGCGUCGGGUGCUACUAUUAUAUAGCAGUGUUGUGUAUUUAAUAUACUCCAAGAGCUCAUCGUUAUUUCGUUCGCGUUAAGG